GAGGGCAGGAGAGAGUCAGAAGUGCACCGAGAGAGAGAGAGAGAGAGAGAGAGAAAGAGAGCGCAGCCAACAGCAGCCAGGAGCACCUGAGAAGCAGCUGGAGAUUGCACUGAACAGUGAUGGAGCUCAGGAAGACAGGACGAUGAAGAACAGAAACUGUGAGGAGCUUUCAGUAUCUGAGAUACUUUGAGUACACGGAAUGAGACUUCUCGGCUGUUUUUGACAAAUCAGGCAUCACGGUUGGGUUGUCCAGUCUGCCAUCUGCUGCCAAAGGAGGGAUAAGCCCCCCUCAUCCCUCUAAUGACCUCAGGUGGAGCAGAAUCUCAUGAAGGGGGAGCGGAGUAUCUAGGAAGUAUGGGUUGGAACGGAGGACUCACUUCUCCAAGCAUGGAGGAACAUUUCUAUCCUUUCUUAAUCGAGCGAAGACCCUCAUACAUGGGGGAGGACGAAGAGGAACAUGAAGAUGAAGAUCUGAGCUUAGUGUUGGAGAGGAAGGACAAGGAUCUACUCCUUGCGGCAGAACUAGGGAAGGCUUUACUGGAGAGAAAUGACCAGCUCAUGAAGGCAAAAGAUGCUUUAGAAGAGGAACUGAGAGAAACCCAAGAGAUGAUAGAGCAGGAAAAACAUGACAUGCGGCUAAAGAUGGAGGUACAGGAGAGUGAGUGGAGAGCACAAGUGGCAGACCUGGAAAGUGACCUAGCAGAAGCCAGACUGCAGAUGCAACAGCUCCUGUCUGAGCAGAGAGAGUGUGGGAGAGAGUCAGCCAGUGCCGCACAAGAGUUGUCAGAACAGAACCAGAGACUUGUGGAACAGUUGGCGCAGGCUUCUCAGGUACAACAAACUCUUACCAUGGAGCUGAAGUCAUUGAGGGAAGAAAAUCGUGACCUAACCAUCAGCCGAGGACAAUUUGCUCCAUGUCUGCAGAGCCUACGGAGUGAGAAUGCUCUCUUGCUGGAAAAGAAAAAGGAAAUGGAGUCACAGACCAAACAGUUACAAGAUGAGAAUGAUAACGUGCAGAACCAGCUGAUCUCUGAGAAAGAGGGUGUCUUUCAACUUCAGAGACAGAAGAUGGAGGCCCAAUUGCAGGUUCAACAGUUGGAGUUAGAAGCCCAGAAGCUGAGAGACAGUCAUCGCACCAUGCAGCUCCAAGUGAAGGAAUUGCAAGAUGAGCUGCAAAUGAGGGACAGUCAGUUCUCCCUGCGUGGCACUCAGUCCUCACUGCGCAUGGAGAUCCAGCAGAGCACUGCAGGCCAGGAUCAUGAGAUGGGGAGAAAUUCUGUCGAGACCCAAAGUAUUACAUCUGACUGCAUGGGCACGUAUCUGACAGAGAGGGAAGGGGAUCUGCUCAGAGAUAGCGAAGAGGAGACUGUGAGGCUACAGGACCAGGUCACCAUGCAGCAUAUAGAACUCACCGACCUUCGAGAAGAGGUGCAGAGACUCCGGGAUUUGUUAAAGCAGAAUAAUUUAGACAGCACUGUGAAACAGGCUGUGCUGGACCGGGACGAGGCUCUUAUGAAGAAAGGGGAGUUGGAACAAGAGCUGGCAAGGUGUCAAAUGGAAAAAGAGAGCCUGAACCUCCAAUUGCUGAGCACCAUCCAACAGAAGGUGAUGCUGAGUCAAGAGCUUGAGGCCUGGCAGGACGACAUGCAGAUCGUGAUCAACCAGCAGCUGCAAUCCCAGAAACAGCAAGAGACCCAGAAGGUUCCAGAGACCCCUCCGAAUUCCUUCAUGAGAAGGGACAGCAAACGAGGGAGGAUCUUCUCCUUCUUCAAGAAUAUAUGAUGGUGAAGGACACUGCCCACGAGGAGCAGCCGGACUGGCGGCCCAUGAGGAGCAAUGUUACUAUUUUUUUUAAUAUAAUUUUGGAAAUACCUCUGAGAGGGAAAGACCGAACAUUGCACGUUGUCCUACUCCUUGGUACUGUGUCACAUGCUCAGGAUACUGCCCAUCUCCCAAGGUUACCUCUUUGUCUAAACUUACAGACCUACUGACUUUCUCAAGGUUUACUGACUUUCUGUAGUUGGAGGAAAUACAGAAGGUCAACCUGACCCUCAAGAAAGAAUUCUGACCUGGACAAGGACCUUACACCUACACUCCCCCAUCUAUCCUUUAUAGCCUUUUUGAGCUCAUGCACUCAUCUAAUUGACUGUGCUCAAUGAUCUUAUCAUAUUGCACAGACUCCUGGGAGAUAAUGAGGUGCCUACAGUGAUCAGAAGGCAACCAGAAGGUCAACCUGACCCUCACGAGAAAAUUCUGACCUGGGCCAGGACCUUACACCUACACCCCAAUCUAUCCUUUAUAGCCUCUGCGAGCAUGUGCACUCAUCUCAUUGGCUGUGCUCAGUGAUCUUAUUGUACUGCACAGACUCCUGGGAGAUAAUGAGGUGUCUACAGUGAUCAGAAGGCAUCAAGAAGGUCAACCUGACCCUUACUAGAAAAUUCUGACCUGGACCAGGACCUUACAUCUACACCCCCAAUCUAUCCUUUAUAGCCUCUGUGAGCUCAUGCACUCAUCUCAUUGGCUGUGCUCAAUGAUCUUAUCGUACUGCACAGACUCCUGGGAGAUAAUGAAGUGCCUACAGUGAUUAGAGGACCAUUUCAUUAGCUACUAUCCUGUUCCACCCUGAGUGUGUAUGACAACACGUUCCCUGAUGAAUGUUCUUGUGGUGCCCUGCAGUGGGUGGGGCAUAUCAACCCCAAGCUGCCUAUGGUAUCACUGCGCUACUUAGCAGAGAAGGAGACAGACGCCAUGAUGGGUGGCUCCUCCCAUUUUGGAACUGACAAUGACUCCUGCCAUGCGAUUUGGGGACGGAAGGGAGCUGAGCGACGCAAUAAAUGGUGCAUUGUACACUGAUCCUGUAAAGUUCUAUAGCCUGUACAUACUGUCCAUGGAUUGGCUGUAUAUAGAAAUGAAUAUUUAUAUGCCUAUUUUAACAAA
Molecule: messenger RNA, 2937 nt
Organism: Xenopus laevis (African clawed frog)
Lineage: Eukaryota; Metazoa; Chordata; Amphibia; Anura; Pipidae
Gene: bicdl2.L
Product: BICD family like cargo adaptor 2 L homeolog
Exons: 12
Coding region: 301-1782 (493 amino acids)
Biological process (GO): Golgi to secretory granule transport; vesicle transport along microtubule
Source: RefSeq, a predicted model, not a curated record